Messenger RNA from Daktulosphaira vitifoliae (grape phylloxera), 1078 nucleotides. RefSeq lists its product as uncharacterized. The coding region runs from base 61 to 990 and encodes 309 amino acids. The record is from RefSeq and is a predicted model, not a curated record. Lineage: Eukaryota; Metazoa; Arthropoda; Insecta; Hemiptera; Phylloxeridae. Gene Ontology annotation, biological process: cytoplasmic translation; tRNA methylation. The transcript has a single exon. Gene Ontology annotation, molecular function: tRNA methyltransferase activity. Gene Ontology annotation, cellular component: cytoplasm.
ACCACGUGAUAAAAUUAUAAUAUAUUAAUUAUUUUUAAUUUUAUUUGCAAAUUUCUCAAAAUGGGUAAAUCUUCUAAAGAUAAACGCGAUAUUUACUAUCGAUUAGCUAAAGAACAAGGAUGGCGAGCUCGUAGUGCAUUCAAAUUGAUGCAAAUUGAUGAGCAAUUUAAUAUUUUUGAUGGUGUUACGCGUGUGGUUGAUUUAUGUGCAGCACCUGGAAGUUGGAGUCAAGUUUUAAGCAAAACUCUUUACUCAAAUAAGUCUGAAAGUGAAAAAAAAGACGUAAAAAUCGUUGCUGUGGAUUUGCAAUCAAUGGCACCUCUUCCUGGUGUGAUUCAGUUGAAAGGUGACAUUACCAAAGAAAGUACAGCCAGUGAAAUUUUGUCACAAUUUGGUGAUGAACUUGUAGAAUUGGUAGUAUUCGAUGGAGCUCCAGAUGUGACAGGCCUUCAUGAUCUCGAUGAAUAUAUUCAAGCACAGUUGUUGUUAGCUGCUUUGAAUAUAACUACAUAUUUACUGAAACCUCAAGGAACCUUUGUUGGUAAAAUAUUUCGUGGUAAAGAUGUCUCUAUUUUAAUAGCUCAAUUAGAAAUAUUUUUUGAAGAUGUAACCAUUGCUAAACCUUGUAGUUCUCGUAAUUCAAGUAUUGAAUCUUUUGUAGUAUGUAGUAAAUUUCAAUUACCAGAGGGAUACAAACCAACAAUGGCAAAUCCCCUCAUGACCAAUGACUCUAGAACAUGGAGUGAAAUGGAUGUUCAUCCAGUUAUAACUCCUUUUAUAGCAUGUGGUAGUUUAAGUGGCUUUGAUGCUGACAAAACUUAUGAUCUAGAAUUAGAUGGUUUGGAAUAUAUUCAGAGAGACCCAGUUCAAGGUCCAAUUUCACCUCCAUAUGAGAAAUCAAAACCAUUAAUUACUACCAAAGGUAAAAGUAUAUUACAAUCAGAAGAAACUGAGACAGCGAAUUCUAUGGAACAACUUAAUUUAAAUUAAAGAGGUACCUAGAUCUAUAUUGAGUUUUAUUUCUUAAUAUUCUGUAUAUAUUAGAAUAUUUAAUAUAUAACUAUUUCUAAAUACUGUA